This is a messenger RNA of Camelina sativa (false flax), 858 nucleotides long. RefSeq names its product transcription factor ORG2-like. Lineage: Eukaryota; Viridiplantae; Streptophyta; Magnoliopsida; Brassicales; Brassicaceae. Gene Ontology annotation, cellular component: RNA polymerase II transcription regulator complex. Gene Ontology annotation, biological process: regulation of transcription by RNA polymerase II. Gene Ontology annotation, molecular function: RNA polymerase II transcription regulatory region sequence-specific DNA binding; DNA-binding transcription factor activity, RNA polymerase II-specific; protein dimerization activity. The record is from RefSeq and is a predicted model, not a curated record.
GAAUCAAUAACUUGUCCUUGAUAUAAAGCAAAAAAAUGUGUGCAUUAGCCCCUUCUCCAUUGUUCCCGAACUUCGGUUGGCCGUCGAAAUACGAAAGCUAUUACGGUGCCGGAGAUAACCUCACUAACGGUCCAUUUCUUGAUUUUCCGGUACCUCAGACUUAUGGAGUAACUCAUCAUCAGAACAGCCUGGGAGUAUCUGUUUCAUCAGAGGGAAAUGAGAUAGACAACAAUCCGAUCGUGGUCAAGAAGCUAAAUCACAAUGCUAGUGAACGUGACCGUCGCAAGAAGAUCAACUCUUUGUUCUCAUCUCUCCGUUCAUGUCUUCCGGCCUCAGAUCAAUCGAAGAAGCCAAGUAUCCCUGAAACGGUUUCGAGGAGCUUGAAGUACAUACCAGAGCUGCAACGACAAGUAAAGAAGCUUAUACAAAAGAAGGAAGAACUUUUGGUACGAGUAUCAGGUCAAAGAGACUUUGAGCAAUACAAUAAGCAGCAACCAAAGGCGGUCGCGAGUUAUCUCUCAACGGUUUCCGCGGCUAGGCUUGAAGAAAAUGAAGUGAUGGUCCAAAUCUCAUCGUCCAAGACUCAUAACUUUUCGAUAUCUAAUGUUGUGAGUGGUUUAGAAGAAGAUGGGUUUGUUCUUGUGGAUAUUUCAUCUUCAAGAUCUCAAGGAGAAAGGCUCUUCUAUACUUUGCAUCUUCAAGUAGAGAAGGUGGAUGAUUAUCACAAGAUCAAUUGCGAGGAGUUAAGCGAAAGGAUGUUGUACUUGUACGAGAAAUAUGAAAACUCGCUAGACUCUUCGCAAUUGGUGUAAAACAACCAAAAACAAUUCAUGUGGUGUAUUUUUUAUCCAUUUGUUC